Molecule: messenger RNA, 198 nt
Organism: Clunio marinus
Lineage: Eukaryota; Metazoa; Arthropoda; Insecta; Diptera; Chironomidae
Source: the annotation of a GenBank genome assembly
AUGUCUAGGGUAAUGAACUUGAUUGUAGGACAUCGAAUAAAUGGGAAAAGUUUGAAAGGAAAAACAUUCUACAAAGCCAUUUUUUUGGAAAAUCAAAAGAAAGCAAAAUGUAAAAGAACUGAAGGAAGACAGCCUGAGCAUAAAGAGAGUUUGAGAGAUACGACAAAGUCAGAAUCAGAAGAAGAUGUUUCUGUUUAA